Acaulospora morrowiae is the source of this 1452-nucleotide messenger RNA. The record is from the annotation of a GenBank genome assembly. Lineage: Eukaryota; Fungi; Glomeromycota; Glomeromycetes; Diversisporales; Acaulosporaceae.
AUGUGGAACUCUACCACGACUUCUGCAGCUCAAGCGAAUGCUAGUGCCUCUACUAACGAUCCUAAAGAACAACAGGCGAGUACUACGAUAACUGCAAAGCGUCUCAAAAUUUCCCAUUUGAAUUCUACUGAAAUAAAUAAUACUUGGGAGUUUUUUCAGUCAUUAGAAUCGGAUACAUCUAACGACACAGGAACGGAAUCACUCACAUGGAUCUCUUGGUUCUGCACACUUCCCGGCCACGAAUACUUUGCUGAGGUUGCUGAAGACUUCAUUGAAGAUGAUUUUAAUUUAACUGGUCUAAGUUCAGUGGUUCCGUUCUAUAAGGAAGCACUCGAAAUGAUUUUAGAUGUCGAAUCUGAAGAAGAAACUUUGAAAGUUCCUGACGUCUCAAUUGUCGAAACUUCUGCCGAAUUGCUUUACGGUCUCAUACAUCAGCGGUAUAUUAUUACGCGUCAAGAUAAAUAUGAAUCUGGGCAUUUUGGUUGUUGUCCCAGAGUAUAUUGUCAAUCGUGUUCUGUCAUUCCAUGCGGACGAACCGAUACACCAGGACUAGAAACCGUGAAACUAUUCUGUCCUAAUUGUCUUGACUUAUACGGUCCACCUAGUUCAAGAUUUCAUAAUGUUGAUGGAGCCUUCUUUGGCACAACGUUCCCUCAUCUCCUUUUCCAACAAUACCCGGGUUUACUUCCCAACACACCGGCGAAAGUAUAUGAGCCAAAAAUCUUUGGGUUUAGGGUUAAUGAAAGAAGUCGUAGUGGACCUAGGAUGCAAUGGUUGAGGAUGCGCCCAGGUGCAGUGGAAGGUGAUGUGGAGGGUCAAGAUCAAUCGGAAGGUGGAGGUGGAAAUGAUGAUGGCGAAGAUGACGAAUCCCUGUUAGGUCCUGGCGGCGGGGAGAAUAAUGGAUCACCAGGAACCACACGAAAAGCAGAAUAUAAUCCUCCAGCCCUUGAUAUGGAAUUGGGUCUGGGAAGUAGCAAGGGUGGAACAAAGCAAAAUUUGAAUGGAGAAGCGGAUAAGCAAGAAAAAUCUUUGAAUCAAAAGCUUUCGUCCGCACGAGAAGCGGGUCGUCUGCGCGAGGUUAAUCUUGGAAUGUCUCCCUUGACAAAAUUGAUACCGACUGUUGUGACCACUCCUACUCAAUCAUCCAUAUCCAUAUCAACGAAUGAACUUUCACCUCCUUUGGGUUCCAACGCGAAAGUUGAUUUUGUUAAAAGUAAAGACAAAACAUUACAAACCGUAUUUUCUGGUAAGGAAUGUGAGGAAAGAUCUAGAAUUAAAGUUAAUUUCGAGGGGGGAGAUACAGAACCGGUGGGGAUAGAAGUUGCAAGUGUAAAAGAAAUGAGAAGAGACUUUUUUGAUAAAUGGACGGGUACAAAUAUUAAUAGCAGUGUGUUAGAUUCUACAGAUACCCUAACGACACGAACAGAAGCAACAAUUAAUGAAGUAUUAUGA